AUGCAGUCGGGGAGUGUCAGAGUAUCCUCCUUGCCCUUGGGGAAACAGCUGGUAUGGACGCCAAUUCGCCCAUUUACGAGCCAUAGGCCACAGCUCGAACAGCAAGCAGCAACCCCAACCCAACACACUCCGGAGACCAGAGUUGACGAUAUCCGGAAAGCCUGGCCGGAUGUAUAUCCCCGGAUAGGCCACGAUUCAUCUUCACUCACAUGCGCGGAAUUCCGGUCAAAGUACGAUGGGAUACAGCCGAAUGAAACGGUAGAGGACGAUACGGUAGUGCUCUAUGGUAGGAUACGGUCUCAGCGGACGGCUGGAAAGAAGUUGAUAUUCUUCGAUCUCUUCCAAAACGGACAUAAAGUGCAGGUUCUAUGCAAUCAACGCAUUGUCGAGGAGGCAGGGAUAUCACCUGAGCGGUUUAAAGAAUUCUACCAUCUUCUCCGGCGUGGUGACUCCUUCUCUGUGACUGGAAAGCCACAUCGUACUGGCCGAGGGGAGCUGACGAUCAAGACGACCGAGUUACCAAAACUUGUGUCUCCGUGUCUGCACGAUGUACCUGUCCAUCAGAAGCAGCUGGAGAUAUCUCCAUACGACAGGCAUGUCGAGCUCCUCUCCAGCCCCAGUGCGGCCAACAUCCUUCGCGCGCGGUCGCUGAUAACCCACUCGAUGCGGAACUUUUUCGCCCAAAGGGACUUUAUGGAGGUGAACACUCCGAUCCUUGCUUCCAAAUCAGGCGGAGCAAUGGCGCAACCCUUUGUGACGAGUGCGACUGAGUUUCCGGAACGGCCGUUGUCUCUCAGGAUAGCCCCCGAGUUAUGGCUUAAACGCCUGGUCGUUGGCGGGUUUGACAGAGUGUUUGAAAUAGGGCCGUCAUUCCGUAAUGAAGGUCUUGACAAGACUCAUAACCCGGAGUUUACCACGUGUGAAUUCUACCAGGCGUUUGCAGAUCUCGAAUCCCUGAUCGAGACUACGGAGUCACUACUCUCGACCCUGGCUCCCGAGAUCCAACGACUAAAUGAAAGGCUGAACAAUUCACUGAACCCGACGCCCGUGAGCUUUACAGGGCCAUAUCGACGUGUCGACUUCAUCCCUGCCAUCGAAGAGGCUGCCGGCGUGAAGCUGCCCGACCUCCAGUCCGACGAUGCGCUCUCUCAGGUCCAGCAGAUCUUCGCCGACCUCUCACUUCAGCUUCCGACUCACCAGACCCUUCCCCGACUCCUGGACAAGCUCUGCUCUACCUACGUUGAGUCGCAGCUACACGAGCCUACCUUUGUCGUGAACCACCCCGAAUGCAUGUCGCCACUGUCCAAGUCCUUCCGCCAUCCGGAGAACGGACAGGUGGUGUCUGCACGGGCCGAGCUGUUUGUGGAAGGUAAAGAGAUAAUGAACAUGUAUGAAGAGGAGAAUUCACCGUUCGAGCAGAGACGCAAGUUUCAGCAGCAGCUAUCAUUCCGCGACCCCGAGAACGCCGGAGAGCUGGACGAGGGAUACCUCCAGACUCUCGAGUGGGGGUUGCCGCCGACUGGAGGCUGGGGAUGCGGUCUUGACCGUCUGUGUAUGUUCUUCACGGGUGCCAGACGGAUCAGCGACGUGCUGAGUUUUGGCAACCUGCGGAGUGUGACGGCGACGGAACCUAACUCUUCGGCUAAGUAG
Messenger RNA from Arthroderma uncinatum, 1650 nucleotides. Its product is annotated as Lysine--tRNA ligase. The coding region runs from base 1 to 1650 and encodes 549 amino acids. Gene Ontology annotation, molecular function: ATP binding; tRNA binding; lysine-tRNA ligase activity. The record is from RefSeq and is a predicted model, not a curated record. Gene Ontology annotation, cellular component: mitochondrion; cytoplasm. The transcript has 5 exons. Lineage: Eukaryota; Fungi; Ascomycota; Eurotiomycetes; Onygenales; Arthrodermataceae. Gene Ontology annotation, biological process: mitochondrial lysyl-tRNA aminoacylation.